Molecule: messenger RNA, 3097 nt
Organism: Procambarus clarkii (red swamp crayfish)
Lineage: Eukaryota; Metazoa; Arthropoda; Malacostraca; Decapoda; Cambaridae
Gene: REG
Product: proteasome regulator gamma
Biological process (GO): regulation of G1/S transition of mitotic cell cycle; regulation of proteasomal protein catabolic process; positive regulation of endopeptidase activity
Cellular component (GO): proteasome activator complex; nucleoplasm; cytoplasm
Molecular function (GO): endopeptidase activator activity
Source: RefSeq, a predicted model, not a curated record
GAUCUGACUUUUGUUUAUGAUUCGCUUCAUCGUGUUCAUCCCUUUAUGACUGAAAGGAAACCGAAACAAACUCCACUGACUGGUGACGAGUGAUACCUUGAAAUGGCCGAAUUUUUACCGCAGGUUGAGUCAUACAAGGGCACAGUGAAGGAGAAAGCAGAAGAGUUGGUCAAAAAGAAGUUUCCUGAGCGCAUCAUUCAUUUCAACAAGCUGCUGGAAGAGUCUCCAUUCCUGUGUGAGAACCUUGACACAGUCCACUCUGAUCUCAAGAUUCCUGUACCUGAGCCUUUUAUUUUGAAUAACCAUGAUGGGGAUCCUCCUGGAAAGAAAAGAAAGAUGACUGAUGGAAUAGAAGAUGCCGUGACGGGAGCAAAAGUGUUCGUGCUUCCUUCAGGCUCGGUACCGAUCAAUCCACAUAUUACACUGAUGGUUGACACCAUCAAGCCACUCAUCUGUCAGCUUGUGGAAGAAGCUAAUCUGCUGAAAAUGUGGAUAUCCUUCUUGAUUCCUAAAAUUGAAGAUGGAAAUAAUUUUGGCGUAAGCAUCCAAGAGGAAACCUUGGGAGAGAUACGUACAGUAGAGUCUGAGGCGGCCUCCUUCUUUGACCAGAUAUCACGCUAUUAUAUGACCCGGGCAAAGCUUGUAUCAAAGGUUGCCAAGUACCCUCAUAUUGAUGAUUAUCGCCGAACUGUAGUGGAGUUAGAUGAAAAAGAAUACCUUUCGUUACGUAUUACUUUGUCAGAGAUAAGGAAUCACUAUGCUACUCUCCAUGACAUGAUUACUAAGAACAUGGAGAAAAUCAAGAAGCCACGGUCUACAAACUCUAUUGAGGCCAUGUACUAAUAUGUCCUUGUUAUCUAUGAACUUUCCAAUUUACUAUCUAAUGUGUACUGUCCAAGAACUAUCUUAUGUAGCCAAGACAAGUACAAGAACUUACUGGUUAUGGAAAUCCCAUUUGAAUUAAUAUUUUUUUUAUAAUUCUUUCCAAAUAUCUGUUAUCUUGAAAGGGAUUAAACUUGUUAUAUUUGGAUAUUCAUAUUUAAAUAAGUGAUUAUUGCACUGUUAUUUAUGAAAGUUGUAAUGAAACACUGGCAUAUAUGCUCGUAUCAUUGUUAUUGGCAUUUGUUUGAUUUAUAUCCUAUUGUAAUUAAUGGUAUUAGCAGAUUAUAAGCUUUACUUGGCCAUGCAACACUGGAACCACAAGAAAUAACUAAAAGAAUUGUUUGAAUACCUCCAGUAUUAAUGUAAUCUUUAAUGGGCAUUACUUUUAACACCAAUUGCACACUAUAUUUUAAAUAUAUGUAUUGUGUACAAACAAUUAGGUAAAGUACAGUAUAUACCAUUAUAUUUAAUUAGAUAUAUUUCCUUGGGGAAAAUAUAUUUUUUUAUAAUAAUGGUACUUAUUUACCAAUUUCCAUGAAAGUUGGAAGGGUUUUGCCAAAAUAAUUACAAAUUUAGGAGCAGCUGUUAUUAAUAUUGCAGUAAAUUUUGUCUUUAUCUGUAACAUGAUAAAAUAGCACCUAUCCUAAUGUGCCCCCUUGAGCUUGAUUUCUAGUUUAUUAGACUGUUGGGAGCAGCGUCAACAUAUUCUGCCAGGGCAGAUGAUUGGGUUACGACCUCUUGAGAGGCCGAGGGUAUUUUGAGGCCUCGUAAUUCUAGGUGUCUAAUUAUUUUGAUAAAAAGUACCAUGCUCUGCAAAAGCUCCUCUUGCCAUAAAAAAUUACUAAUUGGUUAAGCCCCUUUCUCUUUCCUUCUUUUGAGAGCAGAUGUUGAAGGAAGAGAUGACUGCCAUCUGAUGAACCUUACUUAUUAAGGUCUUAGGCUUUUCAAAAUUUGUUACAUGAUCUAUUACAACUUGAUCUGACUUAUACACAAGCUGGUGAUGGACUUAUCAUUUUGCAAAAGGCUGCAAUGCCUAAUGGUACAAUAUUGGUAAAUUUAAAUUUAUUUUCUAAACUUUUUAAUGUAAUGAAAGUACUUCCUCCCCUCCCGAGAGAUGAUUAUCUUUGCAGCGGUGCUUUAUGUCAUUUGACAUGCUCUUAAAACUUACUUUUCCUGCUCUGAUGUUACUGUGGUCGACUCACAGUAGCCCCAGGUGUCUUUUUUUUUUUUUUUAACCUUUCACAUUCUGUAGACCAAAACCCAACAUUGGCUCUUUCUCAUUAUCCCUAAAGCGCGGUUAUUGUCGUGUGUUGAUCCCCAGUGUAAUGUGGUGGUGAUCAUAUGCUGAUUUUAGUUGUCUCCUGGUUUUGUUGUAUAAAUGUGAAUGUGGUUCUAACACACAUGGGUGUAAGAGUUAACCUAAUCCCAUUAAAAGUAAUUGAUUUCUAUGCAAUCAGGUUAUCAUGUACUAUAGGCUUAGUUAUCAAAUCACAGUUUGGUGUUUCAUGUUAGUGUGAAACUAUUUGUUGAUGACAUUACCAGACAAAAUAGCAGCAGAGGAGUGGGUUGCGAAGCACUCCAUUUGAGCUAUCAGGAACAGAUAUACUGUACAUGGCAAUUUUUAAGAUAGCCACACUUGAGAAAAGGCAGCAUUUCUCAACCUUUGUACCCUUGAAAUAAUUCCUGGUUGUACUUUAGAUAAACAUGGGAUUUCUUUGUCAACUGAAAGGAGACUUUGCUAUGUAUACUGGUAAAGUGAGGAAAAAGUAAAUGCAAAAAUAACUCAAAAAUACAUUUGCAUAUGAUUAGAAUUAGGCUUUUUAUCACAUCUCUUAGGAACCACUAGUUACCUUGGGAGUCUGCAGAACCCCAGUUGAGAAACGCUGCUCUCGGGGUAAACCCUUGGCCUGUUCCCCUGUUUAUAGGAGACAACACCCUUGGGUGCAGGAAAAUAAAUCAUUGUCCUCAUAAUAUUGUUAAAAUGCAUUCCCUGAUCACACGAAAUGUGAGUUUUUUUUUUUUUUUUAUCUUUGCCGUGGCAAUAUGAUCAUGAAGAAAGUGCACAGGGCUAAGAGUGGAGUGUUAGUUGCCACAAAGAUGUUUUUAUUUAUUUCAAUGUCUGAUAAUUUUUUUUUGUUUUUUUUCCAGUAAUAUUUAAUAAUGUGUCAUUUUAAAAUUUUUAUAAUAAAAUGUGUGGAACAUAAGAAUGCUCAAA